GAUGGCGAUAGAGGAUAUUUGGAAGGGUUGGCUUCACGUUACGCGGACCUAUUCAGUACACACUACGGCGACGUCCUAAGCUACUUGGAAGAUCUCAGGAGAAAGGAUUGGGUGGACAUGUCUCCUAGAGAACGUGUGGCGGUGACGCCUGAAACGCCACCUCAGGCGUACAGUCCGGUUUCUGGAGCACCUGUUUCAAUACUCGGCCUCACCUCAUCACAAUCUCAACCUAUUUAUGUCCCCGGAAAGUAUCAACAGCCCUCAAGCUGUCUGAGUGAUAAAGAGGAAGACGAGAUCUACGGAUUUGGGUACGGAGUGUACGGGGCGCAAAUGGUAAGGCAACAGCAGCAAAGGUUAAUGGGAGCGCAACCCACAAGUCAUCAACCCCUUUUACUGCAGCACCAGCAAAAUUACCAAACCUGUCUCAGUCCCAGAUCCGCUUACUUUUAUGAAUUUCCUCCAACUGAUCAAAAUUACACGAACACCGGAAAGAAAAAGACAACGUUUUCGAGAUUUCUGAGAGGACUGAAGACCUCACACCGAAAGGAGAAGCACGGAAAUUGUUCACCACGUCACGGACGCGCAGGAACGAGAGGUGUCCCACAAAGGGUCGACACCCCGGACAGCGUCCUGCAGAGUGGUCUUGGUUUAACAGAUUUAGGUCAGCACGCUGUCCUCAGGUCCAUGGUGGAUCCACGAGACUACGAUCGCCUCAGGCACUUGCAAAUGAACGGCAGUACGCCCAAUACUUUCGAGGAGACAAUCUACAAGUUGAAGCUACAGGAAGCCUUGCGAAAACGCGAGCAAUUUACGAAGGAGCACGAAGAAAUUUUGCGGAAUAUAAAACAAGGUUUACUUCAUUUGGACAAGGAGGGUGUCAGAGGUUCGAUAUCUGCCGAUGAUACAUACAUGUAUGACGAGGAUGCCAGGAUGUUGGCCCCAGGGGUGCACGAUAGGGGCCACUGGUACGAUGAGCCACCGUAUGAAAGUGACCCAGAGGACUUCCUGAUGGGCAGCAGUCCGACCGGGCCGACAGCAACAAUUCAAAACGGUCGGGUCUGCUUCACGCUGAACCUGAGGCAGGAGCCGAGGGCGGAGGGUGUGAUUUCGUUACGAAGUGCCGGUGAUAUCUCACUGCCUCGCGAGGCCCCGGUCGGAGUUGGGGGCUCCGUUCUCAAGGGACCUCCUAGACGAGGCCUUAUCUUACCGCAGGCUGGAUAUCCACCCACCAUAAUACCCCUAACGCAUUCUAGGACGUGUAGAGAUCGAGAGAGCGGGGAUUACGCGGGCUCAGACGUGCAGAGCGUUAGUUCAAGAUUGUCAACUUUAUCGGUAGACACAAGCAGAUCCGAACAGCAAGAUACCUCGCAAAUGGUCUCCCCACAGUAUUACACCCAUAUCGAGGAAAAGAUUAGGCACUUCCGCAAACCUGGGCCUCCCUGCACCCGCAGCGAGGACGGCCUCUCGCCGAAUCAGAGCUCCGACUACGAAGAUCAGGAUGAUUACACGAACUGCUCGCAACAAGUCGCCACGGUACACAUGUCUGGCGACGGCAGAUCCGCAGGAGUUGCCAAUUUCGUAGGAAAAGUUCGCGGUCUGAGAGAGGACGUGCAGAGGAAAAUCUCACGUCUGAAGAGUGAGCAAACUGAACCAAGGCGAAUUGACCCAUCGUUUCCUUGCUCCGCUAGUUCCGUUGAAAGUCUUCCAAGUGGUUCCGGAUCCAGUACUCAAGCACUUGUAAGGGCAGGAAGCAAUCACAGUUCGAUAUCAGCUGAAGAUGUCGAACCUAGUCCAACAGAGCCGCAUAUCAUUGGAAAGGCGAAAGCCCUCGUAGACUACACACCCAGUCCGUACGACAAAGAAGCUUUGAAAUUUAAGAAAGGAGACAUAAUUGAAAUUUUAUCGAUGAAUGCGAGCGGUCAAUGGAAGGGAAUAUGCCACGGACGGAGGGGCACAUUUAAAUUUAUUAACGUAGAGUUACUGUCCGAACGCAACAUAAAAGCUCGCCGCGAAAUGAAGUGGCACAGGAACAUCAAAGCAAAGCCAAAAUCUGUCGAAGAUUUACUGCAGAAGGUCGGCUUGCAGGAGUACAUUUCCGUGUUCGUCCUGAAUGGAUACGAGGAUCUCGAGCUGUUCAAGGAACUCGAACCGUCGGAUUUAGAUUAUUUGGGCAUUGUGAACGGCGACCAUCGUGCAAAAAUCCUUACCGCCGUACAAGUGCUGCACGAUUUAGACUCUGGUAGUGAGGGUGACAUAGCUGAAUCAAGUAGCGAAGGCGAUGACCAUAAUAAGGCAUUGUCUAGGGAGCCGGGCGGGAAUUGCUCCCCGUUUGGUAGAAGACAAUUCCCGCGAGAUUCGGGAUGUUACGAUGCGGCAUUGAAGUCAUCUAACAAACAGAUCCACCAACACCAUAACCAGACAUCGCCGCAAGGAGAAUCCGACGUUAGUGACAACAAUACUUUUUGCGAUACCACUAAUAAUCUAGAUUCGGUCGUCGAGCAAUGCAAUAAUGAAAUAUUAGCGCGCGUUAGGCAGGCUCAAAAGAACGUCUUAAAUCUCAAGGAAGAUACCGGCUAUCAACCUAACAUUCCCAACAACACAAUCCCGAAUUCGAGCGGAGACAUGUUGAGGAAAACGAAAGAUUCUUAUGUUAGCAUGCACGGUCAUACAACGUUGAUUGACCCUUGCAGGAGGGCCCGUUCUAGUGCGAGGAAAAUCCACUAUGAGGACUCUUGCGAGGCAGAUCAAAAGCUAAACACUGUAAAAUACGUUGUGGGGGGCAACGAAGUAACUGAAACUAAUUCAACUUUUAUAAGCAGGAGCUGUUUAAGUGAAAAGUCCAGUGAUUCGGGGGUGAGCAGCAGUUCCCUGUCUUCUGCGAAUGUCAAGGACACCCGUCCCGCCGUCCUUCCGCAGAACAUCACCGAAAACCCCGCUCACAGCAUUCUCAAUUUCUCUAAUUGUGCCAACCGAUCCACGUCCACUGCCAAUAAAAAAGUCGCUUAAUCAUAUAAAUAUAUACAUAUAUAAAAAUACAUAUAUUUUAACAGUAAACCGUUUUUUCAGAACGCAAACACAACAAAACAGAUCGCAACAAACAAACCGUUCUUUUAUACAAAUCUUUACAUAUUUUAUAAUUCCCCCUAUUCAUUCCGUUAUCGUCGUCUUGAGACUACUCACACACUCACAUUAAUAGAAUAUCCAUUUUUUUUAUAAAUAAAAAUAAAUGAAUCUUAUUUAAAAGUGAUAGCAACUGAAUGAAAGGAUAAAAUAAGA
Messenger RNA from Nicrophorus vespilloides, 3276 nucleotides. RefSeq lists its product as uncharacterized. The record is from RefSeq and is a predicted model, not a curated record. Lineage: Eukaryota; Metazoa; Arthropoda; Insecta; Coleoptera; Silphidae. Gene Ontology annotation, molecular function: protein binding.